AAAACGCGCGACGCGAACGCUCUACAGACGGCCCGCCAACGCAAAAUGAUCCUCACAAACUGCGCCGCCUGCGCCGCCCCACUGGCCCACGACGCGCCGCGAUGCGUACGCUGUAAAACGCGCUAUUGUAACGCCACUUGCCAGCAUGACCACUGGCGCCGCGGCCACAAGCAGAUCUGUAAACGAAUACACCGCGGCGGCAACGCAGAACACUAUCACGCCGACAAAAAAUACAAGGAGGCCGUCGCGGUCGCGGUCGAGGCCUGCGCCGACGACACGAAGGGCCAGACGUGCUUCAUCUGCACUCAGGCGCUCCACUGGAAGACGAAGGAGGGUCUCGUGCGCGGGUGUGCAUGCCGCGGGACGGCGGGCGUCGCGCAUGUUUCGUGUCUGGCGGAGCAGGCGAAGAUUUUGGUCGCGGAGGUCGAGGAGAAUAAUUUGGGAUUCGAUGCGCUGAAUGGGAGGUUUGAGCGGUGGCACACGUGUAGCCUGUGCGAACAAUAUUACCACGGCGUCGUGCGGUGCGCGCUCGGGUGGGCGUGCUGGAAAACGUACUUGAGUCGGCCGGAGACGGACUCGAGUCGGCACUUGGCGAUGCAACAGCUUGGGAACGGUUUACACAAUGCAAAACGCCACGAGGAAGCGCUGUCCGUGCAAGAGGCCGAGUUGGCUAUGAUGCGGCGCCUUGGCGAUUCAGAAUUCAACAUACUCAUCGCGCAGAACAAUCUUGCGGGCACGUAUCAAGUUGUUGGGCGGGCUGAAGAGGCCUCAAACAUGUUUCGAGACAUUUACUCCGGACGUUCAAAGUUAGUGGGCGAGGACCAUCCGAAAACCCUUCUAGCAGCCUGCAACUACGCGGACAACCUUCGCGGUCUAGGGCGCUUCGAAGAAGCCAAGUCACUGCUACGCAAAACGAUACCCGUGGCGCGGCGCGUUCUCGGCGAGAAUAAUGACAUCACGCUCUCGAUAAGGUCCGUUUACGCGCAAGCGCUCUGCACGGACGACUCCGCCACGCUCGACGAUCUCCGCGAAGCCGUGACGACGCUGGAGGAGACGGCACGGACCGCGAGACGCGUGCUUGGUGGCGCGCAUCCCCUCACAUUGAAUAUUGAGGGCUGCCUGCGAUACACGCGAGCCGCGCUCCGCGCCCGCGAGACGCCGUCGCCGGGGAACGCCUAG
This is a messenger RNA of Pelagomonas calceolata, 1179 nucleotides long. The record is from the annotation of a GenBank genome assembly. NCBI's taxonomy places the organism in Eukaryota, Pelagophyceae, Pelagomonadales, Pelagomonadaceae.